AAUGGUAAACUUCGGCUCGGACCAUUAACAGUCCUGCAGGCCUCGGAAGGCUUGGCGUUAAAAUCACCAACUGCCCGCAAAACGAUCCAUCCCGUUGGGGUUUCUCCAUUCUUUGCACUUCUCCCAACCAAAACCCCAAUACGCCGACGUUUCCUUCGUCACAAGUCAAAAUCCCCGGCUAGCGCCACCAAUGACCAACUACGGCACAAUCCCGACCUCCUCCGGCGGCGGCAGCAGCUCCUCCUCGACCUCCCGCGCCGCCAAAGACCGAAUCAGAGACGGCCUCGGCACCCUCCGACCAUGGAAGUCGAUGCUCGACAUCCGCAGCUUCGGUCUCCCCGGAAACAUAGCCAACGCAAUCGGCCGCCUCAAGACGAAUUCAGCCUACUUCCGGAUGAACUACGCCGCAAUUGUUUUGGGGAUCUUGUUCCUCAGCCUCCUCUGGCACCCAAUCUCGCUAAUCGUCUACAUCGCCGCAAUGGCCGGCUGGCUGUUCCUCUACUUUCUCCGCGACUAGCCGCUGGUGGUGUUCGGGAGACUGAUUGGCGACCAGGCUGUGCUGGCGGGGCUUUCGGUGCUCACGGUGGGUGUGCUGCUCCUCACCGAUGUUCUGUGGAACACCGUGGGGUCCCUUCUGGUCGGAGCAGCGGUGGUUCUUGCUCACGGAGUAACGAGGAAGACGGAGGAUUUGUUUGUUGA
Messenger RNA from Linum tenue, 699 nucleotides. NCBI's taxonomy places the organism in Eukaryota, Viridiplantae, Streptophyta, Magnoliopsida, Malpighiales, Linaceae. The record is from the annotation of a GenBank genome assembly.